This is a messenger RNA of Lepus europaeus (European hare), 1801 nucleotides long. RefSeq names its product interleukin 11 receptor subunit alpha (gene IL11RA). The transcript has 13 exons. The record is from RefSeq and is a predicted model, not a curated record. Gene Ontology annotation, molecular function: cytokine receptor activity; protein binding. The coding region runs from base 101 to 1369 and encodes 422 amino acids. Gene Ontology annotation, cellular component: membrane. Lineage: Eukaryota; Metazoa; Chordata; Mammalia; Lagomorpha; Leporidae.
CCUGUCAGUGUGUCCGCGUGUGACGGUGUCAGCGUGGGAGACUCUGGACAGGCUGUCAGCUAACGUGACUGCGUGUGGCCGCGCGAGUGCGGGGUGACGGAUGAGCAGCAGCUGCUCAGGGCUGAGCAGGGUCCUGGUGGCUGUGGCUACAGCCCUGGUGUCUGCCUCUUCCCCCUGCCCCCAGGCCUGGGGCCCCCAAGGGGUCCAGUAUGGGCAGCCUGGCAAGUCUGUGCUGCUGUGUUGCCCUGGAGUAACUGCUGGGGCCCUGGUGUCCUGGUUUCGGGACGGGGAACCAAGGCUGCUCCAGGGACCUGAUUCUGGGUUGGGGCAUGCAUUGGUCCUGACCCACGUAGGCCACACUGACGAGGGCAACUACAUCUGCCGGACCCUGGAUGGGGCACUUUGGGGCAUGGUGACCCUGCAGCUGGGCUAUCCCCCAGCCCGCCCUGUAGUCUCCUGCCAAGCAACUGACUAUGAGAACUUCUCUUGCACUUGGAGUUCCAGCCAGGUCAGCGGUUUACCCACCCGCUACCUCACCUCCUACAGGAAGAAGACCAUUCCAGGAGCUGAUGACCAGAGGAUGAGUCCAUCCACAGGGCCCUGGCCCUGCCCACAGGACCCCGUAGGGGCUGCCCGUUGUGUGGUCCAUGGGGCAGAGUUCUGGAGCCAGUACCGGAUUAAUGUGACCGAGGUGAACCCACUGGGUGCCAGCACGCGGCUGCUGGAUGUGAGCCUGCAGAGCAUCUUGCGCCCUGACCCACCCCAGGGGCUGCGGGUGGAGUCUGUACCUGGUUACCCCAGACGCCUGCGUGCCAGCUGGACAUACCCUGCCUCCUGGCCCCGCCAGCCCCACUUCUUGCUCAAGUUCCGGCUGCAAUACCGCCCAGCGCAGCAUCUAGCUUGGUCCACGGUGGAGCCGGUGGGAUUGGAGGAGGUGAUCACCGACGCUGUGGCUGGGCUGCCCCAUGCCGUGCGCGUCAGUGCCCGGGACUUUCUGGACGCUGGCACCUGGAGUGCCUGGAGCCCGGAGGCCUGGGGAACUCCGAGUGCUGGGCCCCUGACGAAGGAGAUAGCACCUGGGACCCAGGUACACACGCAGCCAGAGGUGGAUGCUCGGGUCGACAGCCCGGCUCCUCCACGGUCCUCCUUCCAGCCAGACCCGCGGCCACUUGAUCACAGGGACCCCCUGGAGUAUGUGGCUGUGCUGGUGUCUUUGGGAAUCCUCUCUUUCCUGGGACUGGCAGCGGGGGCUCUGGCAGUAGGGCUGUGGCUGAGGCUGAGAUGGAGUGGGAAGGAUGGACCCCCAAAGCCUGGGUUCUUGGCUCCGAUGAUUCCCGUGGACAAGCUUCCAGGAGCUCCAAACCUAUAGAAGACCCAGGAGGGCUUUAGCAGAUUCUACCUAUAACUGUCUUGCUGGUGCAGAUGGGUGGACAGCUAGAACCCAGGCAGGACAGUAGACCUCUGUGGAAGGGGUCUCAGCUGGAAGCUGUGCUUGGAGUCCAUUUCUGGGAGGCCCUAUAUUCCAGACUUGCCAGUUGAAAGGUGCCUGGACUGCUGAUUUCAUUCCAGAGCUGGAGGUCUACCUGACAAACACGUGUAGAUGUGGAUGUCUGUAUCCAUGUGUGACCAAGAGUAUGUGAGGCAGGGGACCUGUGUGCUCUGCAUGUAUGCAUGUAUGUAUGUAUGUACGGAGGUACUUGGGGAGUGUGUGUAGGUCCUUCACUCUUGGCCUUACCUCUUGCAAGGGUUGUGAAGGUGCAAAUAAAGAGAGUGAAGAAGUUCUUGGCAGAUCACACACAGA